Sorex araneus (European shrew) is the source of this 4708-nucleotide messenger RNA. RefSeq names its product HAUS augmin like complex subunit 1 (gene HAUS1). NCBI's taxonomy places the organism in Eukaryota, Metazoa, Chordata, Mammalia, Eulipotyphla, Soricidae. The coding region runs from base 57 to 851 and encodes 264 amino acids. The transcript is spliced from 10 exons. The record is from RefSeq and is a predicted model, not a curated record. Gene Ontology annotation, biological process: centrosome cycle; spindle assembly. Gene Ontology annotation, cellular component: cytosol; HAUS complex.
GCCUCGGAGCACACUGGGCGCUGCUCCCGCACCCAGAAGUGGCGGGAGCCGACGUUAUGGAAGCGCGGGAGGAGAAGGAAGCGCAGGUGGCUGCAUGGUUAAAGAAGGUAUUUGGAGACCAUCCCAUCCCACAGUACGAAGUGAAUUCACGGACCACAGAGAUUUUACAUCAUCUUUCAGAACGCAAUAGGGUCCGGGACAGAGAUGUCAGUCUUGUCAUUGAGGACUUGAAGCAGAAAGCUGGUGAAUAUGAAUCAGAAGCUAAGCAUCUUCAAGACCUUCUCAUGGAGAGUGUCAGCUUGUCCCCCGCCUGUCUUUCUAGCACUGGUUCCAGGUACCUGAAUGCUUUGGUUGAUAGUGCAAUGGCCCUGGAAGCAAAGGAUACCUCACUAACUAGUUUUAUCCCUGCAGUGAAUGAUUUGACCUCUAAUCUUUUUGCUACCAAAUGCAAAAAUGAAGAAAUCAAGCUCGAAUUGACCAAACUCGAAAAGAAUCUAACUGCCACUUUGGUAUUAGAAAAAUGUCUAAGAGAGGAUCUCAAGAAAGCAGAGCUGCAUCUGUCUACAGAAAAGGCCAAAGCUGACAAUCGUCUUCAGAAUAUGGACUUCCUAAAGGCCAAGUCAGAGGAGUUCAGAUCUGGAAUCAAAACUGCAGAGGAGCAACUUUCAGCCAGAGGUAUGGACUCAUCUCUGUCUCAUCAGUCAUUAGUGGCACUUUCAGAGAAAUUGACAGAACUGAAACAACAGACGAUACCUUUGAAGAAAAAAUUGGAGUCCUAUUUAGACUUAAUGCCGAAUCCAUCUCUUGCUCAGGUGAAAAUUGAAGAAGCAAAGCGAGAACUAAUUUUCUAGGAUGAAAAAGAUGAAUUGGGGCCAGACAGAUAGUAAAGAGGGAUGCCAUUGAAGCUGAGCUGACAAAGAAAGUAAACAUGAUGGAACUGUGACCACCCAGUCACUCACCCCCUGAUCCUGGCACUCAGACUGGGACAUUUCCCUGACUUGCCUUCACUGGAUUUCUUUGUCCUCAGAGGAGAUUGUCAUUAUGGGUCAUCGUCGUGGCACCUUGUGUGUUACUGCAUUUGUGCCUGAAUACAGUUUUCAGACUGAAAUGUGGGGUUGGCUUUCUCUGUUGUGGGCUGUCAGCCCCCUUAGCUCCCUUCCUCUCGCCCCUCUCCGGCCCUUCCCUGCCAGCUCCUUCUCCUCAGCUCCCCUCGGCCUCCAGAUAUCAGUCUGUGAUGAGAUGACCUAGUAGAGCGCCAGGCCAUGGAGCUAAACCCAGAUUUCAGAAUUUUCACGUCAGUAAUUUCAGAGGCUCAGAGAUUGAAAUCAUGGAGUUCUAGGGGUCAGAGAGAUAGCAGAGGGGUUAAGACACUUGCCUUGCAUGCACCUGAUUUGGGUUCGAUCCACAACACCGCCUGUGGUCUCCUGAGCACUGCAGAGCCAGAAGGCAGUAGGUGUGGCCCAAAAACAGAAUAAUAGAGAAGAAAGAGAGAAACCAUGGAAUUCUACCGUUUUGAUUUUCAAAUGACCACAGAGAGCCAGGAGUGUUGCUUAAGUGGUAGAGCACAUAUAUGUCUUGCGUAUACCAAGCCCUGAGUACUGUAUGUCCCCCAGAAGGUAUCGCCCUCACAAUAGCCCUAAGAAAUAAACACGAAACCACAGAGUUGGGGACAUAGUAAACUCCAGAAACUAGGGCUGGAGAGAUAGUUGAGGGGUUAAGAAACUCCGGGGUUGGGGCUGGAGCGAUAGCACAGCAAGUAGGGCGUUUGCCUUGCACGCGGCGACCCAGGUUUGAUUCCCAGCUUCCCAUAUGGUCCCCUGAGCACCACCAGGAGUGAUUCCUGAGUGCAGAGCCAGGAGUGACCCCUGAGCAUCACGGGAUGUGACCCAAAAAGCAAAAAAAAAAAAAAAAAAAAAACUCCGGGGUUGUUUCUGUGGUGUCUGGGGGACUGUACGGUGCUGGGAAUUGAGUCUGGCCCCCCCAUAAGCAAAGCCUGGGCACUAGCCAUGUAAACAAUCGCCCCAGCCUCAAACUUUACUUUUUGUAUGCGCUAACAGGGAUGGAACCAAGGACCUUGCUCUUACAAGGCAAAUACUGUAUUGCUGAGCCACACCCCAGCCUUUAGAUGCUUUUUUUGGUUUGUUUUGGAGCCACACCCAGUGGUGCUCAGGACAUACCCCUAGCUCUGCACUCGGGCAUCACUCCUGGCAGACCAUAUGGGAUGCCAGGGGUCAGACCCUGGUCAGCAUAUUUAAGGCGAGGUAAGUGCCCUACCUGCUGUACUAUCUCUGGCCCCCUCAGUGUUUAUUUAUUUAUUUGGUUUUGGGGCCACACCUGGUGAUAUUCAGGGCUUUCUCCUGGCUCUGCACUCAGAAAUUACUCUUGGCAGGCUCAGGGGACCAUACGGGGUAUGGGGGAUCACACCCAAGUUGGGCACGUGCAAGGCAAGCACUCUACCCACUGUACUCUAUCGCUCCAAGUCCAGGUGCUUCUUUCCCCAAAUCCACUUAACUAGUCCAGCCAAGGUGGCCCAAGCCCAGGAACCAGGGCCCAGUGCGGCCCCUGCCCUAUGGAGUAUGUCCUUGGGCAGUGUGCCCCACCUGCAGGGGAGGGCACCUCAGUGGGGUGUCUUUGCUUGUUCUAAAUCAGGAACUCAUGACCAGGGGAAUGGAAUGAGCUAUUUCCACUCCUGCUCCUUGGCAAGCAACCCAGGUCCAAAGAGCAGUGUGAAUGAAAGAGGUUUCUCAUCCAAAUGUGCCGAAGCUAUUCUAGGAGUCACUGGGGGCGACAGUGGGUGGGGCUUAAGAGCCCAAGCACUUGCUUGGCAUGCCGGAGGCUUGGGUUCGAUCCCGGCACCUUGUGGUGGCCUGAACACCGUCAGGAGCUACCUUACUGCUGCACUGAGCAGAAACUAGGGCUGGAGAGAUAGUUGAGGGGUUAAGAAACUCCGGGGUUGGGGCUGGAGCGAUAGCACAGCGAGUAGGGCGUUUGCCUUGCACGCGGCGACCCGGGUUUGAUUCCCAGCUUCUACCCCCGAGCUCUACUGGCUGCAGCCCCCGACACAAGCACCAGUAGACUGAGGACUGAGGGUGGGUAUCCUGGAGCCCUGGUCACUGGCCAGGAGGACUUCUUACCCGGACUUAUUUAUCCUAGGCGCUCUCCCUAAGCCGGGCCUGCUGGGUGUAUGGCUUGUAUGCAACACGGCUCCAAGAGGUCACCCUGCCGGCUUUAUUUAGUCUCCCGCUGCCCAGAUGUCCUUCUGACCUUCACACAGCUUCCCCUCUCCUCAGGCAGGGAAAUAUUUUUAGGUCUGGCUUGCAGCGCCCUCCCUCCCCUUUCCAGGUUUUAUUUAUUAAUUUCGUCCAGUUCUGCAGGAGCAGCUGUGGGCUGACAGCCUCGCCCUGUUGCUUUGGGGCAGAGAGUGGUUUUCUCUGCUGCUACAGGGUCCAGGUUUUCUGUAGCAGCCCCGAGCAGGAAGCCUAACUUUUGCAUUAAGAAAGUGACCUUAAGGGCUGGAGCGAUAAUAUAGCGGGUAGGGCAUUUGCCUUGCACACGGCCCACCUGGGUUCAGUUCCCAGCAUCCCAUAUGGUCCCCCAAGCACUGCCAGGAGUAAUUCCUGAGUGCCUGAACCAGGAGUAACCCCUGAGCAUCGCCGGGUGUGGCCCAAAAAGCAGAAAAAAAAAAAGAAGGGGUGACCUUAAAGGCAAAGUAGAAACACUAUUUCAUAGGACCACUGGACCUAGCAAAGGUUCUGUGUGCCCCAUCACCCUUCCGUCAUUUGCUCAUCUGGGACUAGUAUCAUGCAAUACUAUGUCUUAUGUAGCAGAACCACAAAAAUGAGGAAGAGAACUACAAUCUGAAAACUACAAUGUAUAAGUUCACAAAAUAGCAGACUGUAAAGGAAGGCUCAUUCCAAAAUUUAAUCUUGGGCCAGAGAGGAAAAACUGACAAAUCAAAAAUUAAAAAUCCCAGGGGGCUGAUUGCCUCACAAGUGACCAACCUGACUUUGAUCCCCAGCAUCCCAUCUGGUCCCCUGAGCACCACCAGGAAUAAUCCCUAAAUGUAGAGCCAGGAGGAACCCCUGAGCAUCCAAGGGUGUCACCCAAAAUUAAAACUAAAAAUCCCUACCACUGUAGUUGUUCUUUGAAUGUUUUUCUUCAGAGAGGGGCUGAAAAGCAGUAAAGUGUUUGCAUGAAGCCCUCUCGGCGGCAGUGCUGUGAACCACAGGGUCAAAAGUUAUUUAAAAAGUGCCACUAAGAUCCAAGUACAACAUUUAAUUUCAUGCAAUAUAUUUUUGAUUUGCUAGAGUUGGACUGGAGCAAUAGCACAACGGGUAGGGCGUUUGCCUUGCACGCGGCCGACCCAGGUUCGAUUCCUCCAUCCCUCUUGGAGAGCCCGGCAAGCUACCAAGAGUAUCCCGCCCACACGGCAGAGCCUAGAAGGCUACCCGUAGUGUAUUCAGUAUACCAAAAUCAGUAACAACAAGUCUCAUAAUGGAGACGUUAUUGGUGUCCACUUGAGCAAACUGAUGAACAACAGGACGACAGUGCUACAGUGCUACAGAGUUGAAACAGUUAUACAAAUGAGAAGGAUUUAUAUUAUUUUAUUUAUAUUUUACUUAUGGUCAUUAUAUAACUAUUAUAUUGAAUAAUUAGAAUUUUUUAUUUACAUAGAUUAAAAGAGCAGUCUAUCACUGCAACUCAUUGA